Solanum verrucosum is the source of this 1869-nucleotide messenger RNA. RefSeq lists its product as uncharacterized. Gene Ontology annotation, cellular component: Ino80 complex. Gene Ontology annotation, biological process: chromatin remodeling. The record is from RefSeq and is a predicted model, not a curated record. The transcript is spliced from 7 exons. NCBI's taxonomy places the organism in Eukaryota, Viridiplantae, Streptophyta, Magnoliopsida, Solanales, Solanaceae. Bases 87 to 1859 code for a protein of 590 amino acids.
CCAUUCAGAAAAAAACCCAUCUUUUUUUCCGCCGACUUAUACAAUCCUUCAAUUUUUUGAUCUCUUUGGAGAUCUUCUCAUACUUCAUGGAUGACAGUGAUGGUAGUCGAUGCAAAGGGCUCAUUUCUACUGUUAGAAAGAAAAGAAGCCAGACGCUGCGGCGACCUAGGACAGAGAAUCUGACAGUUCCUGCAUGCCAUGUUCACUCACCCCAGACAUCACUUUCAGAUAGUGCCUCUAGCGAUGAGUAUAGUGAUGAUGCUAAUGCAGGAGGGAGAAUCGACAACCUCAAUUACUCUAUAUCUAGAGAUUCUUCUGCUAACAGGUUCAAAGGUGAUUAUUCUUCUAAAAAGAACAAGGAGGAUGGGGGAUCUAGCGCGACAUAUGAUAAUGCAUGUGCAGGAGAUGAUACGAAUCCCAGGCAUGGUGCGUCUGUUAGGCAGUUAGGGAAUGCUAGGGACGGUGUAGCUAAUAAUAGCAAGCUGGAAAAGUUGAAGCUGAAAAUUGGUGGAGCGACUGGCAUUAUUCAAACCAAAAACAGUUCUUAUGAAUCAUCUGGCAGUUUGUUGUCUUCUAAAAGUGCACAACCCUCUGAUGCCUCUCAGCCUCGGCAGAAUCUCACUCCUCAGGACAAUUCAAGUGAAGACGGUCCUCUUGCAGAUAAGAAAAGUAGGUCGAAAGGAAUUUCGUGCAAGGGUUUCCCAGGAGGCACUUUUGAUGCUAGCAAAAGCAAUAUGAAGAAGAUGCCGAUGAAGAAUGUGUUUAAAAAACAAGGAGACAAGCCACAUCAAAAUCGUAAGGUCCACAGGCGAAGGAGGCUUAUUUUGGAUGAGCUUGAUGAGGAGGAUGAGAUUCCCUACUUGGAGAAGCGUAAUGUGGGGGAAGAACUAACUAAGACAAGAAGUCUUUCCGGGGGUUUGAAGGUCAAUAAGUAUGAAAUGUUGGAAGAUGUUGGAAGGUCAGGCAAAGAAGUUAAAAGAAUAUCAAAUCAAGGUUCUGAGUAUACUGAUUAUGAGGAGGAAGAACUAUUGUCUGAUGGAGAGGCCAAGCGGACAAAGAAGAAGGAUAAACAAAUGGAGUCCUAUGAGACACCGGCUGAAACAAAGAGUGAAAUAAGUCUUACAACACGUCCACGACAACGGGCUCUUCUGUCUGGCAAAGAAGCUAACAGAAAAUCAAAUCGAGGUUCUGAGGAUCUUGAUUAUGAGGAGGAAGAACUAUUGUCUGAUGGAGAGGCCAAGCGGACAAAGAAGAAGGAGAAGCAAAUGAAGGAGUCCUAUGAGACAUCGGUUGAAACAAAGAGUGAAAUAAGUCUUACAACACGACAACGGGCUCUUCUAUCAAGAAGGGAUUCAUCUGCUACUUCUGUGAAUCAGAUUGGGUAUCCCUACGGUUGUCCUCCAUCACCACCUCAAAAACAAAAGGAGAAGCUCUCAGAUGUUGAGCAGCAACUGAAAAGAGCAAAGGCUGCUCAGAAACGUAGAAUACGAUAUGAGGAGGCAGCUCGGGAAUCAGAGGCUGAGGCAAUUAGAAAAAUACUAGGUCAAGAUUCCAACAAGAAGAAGCAAGAGAAAAUAAAGAAGCAGCAGGAAGAGUUGGCACAGGAGAAGGCUGCCAAAGAGCUUGUUCCAAACACUAUCAGAACAGUUAUGGGCCCAACUGGAACUGUUGUUACAUUCCCUCACGAUAUGGGUUUGCCAAGUAUUUUUGACUCUAAGCCUUGCAGUUAUCCUCCCCCUCGUGAAAAAUGUGCUGGUCCUUCCUGUGUGAACCCAUCCAAUUACCGGGAUCCGAAGUCAAACCUUCGUCUUUGCAGUCUUAAGUGCUACAAGGCAAUUCAUGAAAAGAUGAAGGAUUAAAAGGCCUGCU